UGGGUGCUGCGCUGAGGGGGACAGACCCCGUGCUCAGCGUCCUUGGGCAGGUCCCAAUUCCCGUGAGCUCCUCCUCAUCGCAGCGUUUCGCUGGCUGGAGGGAGCCCGUGCGGGGCGAGGGCUCCGGGGCCGAGGGAUGCCCCUGGUCGGGGCUGCAUCCCCGAGCAGCCUCAGCCGCCGCGCCCGCUCGGUGCCGCCGUCCCGGGCGUUGUCCUUGAGCGCCGCGGCCCCGGAGCCGGAUCGCCGCCCUCCCUUCGCAUCCAUGCCCGCGUCCCUCGGCACCAGCGACUUGGAUCAUGAAUAUAAGUGAAGACUUUGACGUCAGAGUUGAGAUUUAUCAGCAGAUCCAAUGGGGCAGGAAUAUUAAGUGCAAGUGAUGCCAGCUCUCUGCCAACGCUAUUAGCGAUGCUCGCCGAGGAAUGAGGCUUCGCACCGAGGGCUGGAAGGACCGGCGAGGAAAAAAAAAAUAAAAAAAAACGGGGUGGGGGGAGCGAGCCGAUCCUCGAGCAUUAAAACCAGCGAUGCUGCACGGCCCCGCCGCCAUGGGGGAGCCGUGGCCGCCGCAGCCGCAGCAGCAGCAGCAGCGGCUCCCGGGGCUCGGCAACGCCUCGGAGCCCCCAGCCUGGCCCUCGGCGGCGGCGGCCGGGCCGGGCACGGCGGCGCCGGGCGGCGGGGCCGCGGCCGCGGGCUCCGUGAGCCCCUGGGACAUCGCGCUGUGCGCCACGGGCACGGCGGUGGCGGGCGAGAACGCGCUGGUGCUGGCCGUGCUGUUCUACACGCCGAGCCUGCGGGCGCCCAUGUUCCUGCUGAUCGGCAGCCUGGCGCUGGCCGACCUGCUGGCCGGGCUGGGGCUGGUGGCCAACUUCGCCGUGCGCUACCUGCUGCGGCCGCCCAGCGAGGCGGCGGAGCUGGCGGCGGCGGGGCUGCUGCUCGCCGCCUUCUCCGCCUCCGUCUGCAGCCUGCUGGCCAUCACCGUGGACCGCUACCUGUCGCUGUACAACGCGCUCACCUACCACAGCGAGCGCACGCUGGGCUUCACCUGCGCCAUGGUGCUGCUGAUGUGGCUGCUGUGCCUGGGCGUGGGGCUGCUGCCCCUCCUGGGCUGGAACUGCCUGCGGGACCAGAGCUCCUGCAGCAUCCUGCGGCCCGUCACCAAGGACAACGCGGCCGUGCUGGCCGUCACCUUCCUGCUGCUCUUCGCGCUCAUGAUGCAGCUGUACCUGCAGAUCUGCAAGAUCGCCUUCCGGCACGCCCAGCAGAUCGCCGUGCAGCACCAGUUCAUCGCCACGGCGCAGGCCACCUCCACCCGCAAAGGGCUCUCCACGCUCUCGCUCAUCCUCGGCACCUUCGCGCUCUGCUGGAUCCCCUUCGCCAUCUACUCGCUGGUGGCCGAUUCCAGCUACCCCGCGGUGUACACCUACUCCCUGGCGCUGCCCGCCACCUGCAACUCGCUCAUCAACCCCAUCAUUUACGCCUUCCGAAACCCGGACAUCCAGAAGUCGCUGUGGCUGGCCUGCUGCGGGUGCAUCCCCUCCACGUUCUCCUCCAGACCAAGGACAUCCAGCGACGUGUGAGGACUGAGCACGCAGCCAGAGGCGCUCCCUGGCUCUCCUGCUCCUUCUCUUUUUCCCCUCUGUCGUUAUUGUCUCCUACCGGGAGGAGUCCCCUCCCCGGUCAGCACAUCUCGUUCCAUGGAAAGAUGGCCAAAAAGAGAAAAGAGGAAAAAAAAAAAAAAAAAGCAGCAAAAGAGAAAAGGAAAGAGAGAGAGUAGAAUGAUAGAAUGAUAAUGGUUUCCUUUAGAAAUGUUAUUUUCUUACACAUUUUAUUUU
Molecule: messenger RNA, 1829 nt
Organism: Melospiza melodia melodia
Lineage: Eukaryota; Metazoa; Chordata; Aves; Passeriformes; Passerellidae
Product: G-protein coupled receptor 12-like
Exons: 3
Coding region: 522-1574 (350 amino acids)
Biological process (GO): adenylate cyclase-activating G protein-coupled receptor signaling pathway; regulation of metabolic process
Cellular component (GO): cytoplasm; plasma membrane
Molecular function (GO): G protein-coupled receptor activity
Source: RefSeq, a predicted model, not a curated record